Molecule: messenger RNA, 408 nt
Organism: Heterobasidion irregulare TC 32-1
Lineage: Eukaryota; Fungi; Basidiomycota; Agaricomycetes; Russulales; Bondarzewiaceae
Exons: 1
Coding region: 1-408 (135 amino acids)
Source: RefSeq, a predicted model, not a curated record
AUGACAGCAAAUGCUCUUGGGUUCUGGAUCUUGCACCACCCAUCCUGCUCCUCCUGCUCCUCUUGCUCCUCCUGCUCCUCCUGCUCCUCCCACCACUUCUUCCCUGCUACUACCACUCCUGCCACUCCCACCACUGCUCCUGCCACUUUCACUCCUACUCCUGCUCCUUCUGCUCCUGCUCCUUCCACUCCUGCCACUCCUGUGCCCACUCUGUCCACUGCUCUACCACAUCUGCUAGUCUCGCCACCACUGCCACUGCUCCUCCACUGUGCUGGCUCCUCUGCUCCGCUGGCUCCUCUGCUCUUCCUGCUAAUCCAUUGCUCCACUGCCCUUCCUACCACCACUACUCCUGCUACUCCCGCUGAUGCCGUCGACUCCACUCUUCCACUGUACUCACUCCUUCGCUGA